AUGUCCGAUUUCCCCCCUAACUUGUCAAUAAGACCAUUGACUAUCGAAGAUAUCGAUCAGUGUAUAGAGUUGGAAAGUAAAGGGUUCCCAGAAGAAGAGAGAUGCACGGAUGCCAAAUUUAAAUAUAGACUAACCGUGGCACCAGAAUUGUGUUCAGGAUUAUUCAUUAGAGAAUACGAGUAUAAAUACAACUACAUCAAUCUACCAGAUGUAGCUAAAUCACUUCAAGAGAAACACGAUGCUGAAGAAAAACGAGGUUCGGGUAAGAGUAACGAUGGCGAGUCCGAUGAUGAAGAAUUCCCGGAAAGGUCAUCUGUUGUUAAGGAAACCUUGAUUGGACACAUUAUAGCUACAAAGAUAGACGGCUCUAGAAUUACUGAAGCUUGCAUGGAAUUACCAUCGAAAGAUACCAAGGGGUCUGGCCAUUGCGAGUCAUCGAGGUACAUUGGAAUACAUUCAGUUGUAGUUUUGCCUGAAUGGAGAGGAAAAAACUUGGCUGCGUUGUUAUUGCACGAUUAUAUUCAAAAAUUGUCUAACCAAGAUAUGGGAGACCAAGUCGUUCUUAUUGCGCAUAAGGAAUUGAUUCCCUUUUAUGAAAAGAUUGGCUUCAACAAUUUGGGUGAGAGUGAAUGUAAAUUCGCCGACACUACGUGGUAUGAUAUGGCUAUAGAUUUAGUGCCUGCUGAUGACCUUUGA
Molecule: messenger RNA, 696 nt
Organism: Lodderomyces margitis
Lineage: Eukaryota; Fungi; Ascomycota; Pichiomycetes; Serinales; Debaryomycetaceae
Product: polyamine acetyltransferase
Exons: 1
Coding region: 1-696 (231 amino acids)
Cellular component (GO): cytoplasm
Molecular function (GO): aralkylamine N-acetyltransferase activity
Source: RefSeq, a predicted model, not a curated record